GAAGGACAGUUGAAGUGAACUUGAACCGACUUGAACCCACACUGAACCCAUUGGAAGCUAUUCAACAAGAACGCUUCGCUCUGAUUGGCCCGGCGCUUCUCCCGCGGACCAAUCAGCGUGAAACGUGCUCUAUCCACGGUGACGUGGGUGGAAUUUAUUAGCGCCUACGUCUGGGCUCCAUGGCGACCUGUAAUUCAUUGAUAAGAAAAGACGGUACAGUCUGAACGGCCUCGUACGUGUCAGUAAUCAAUCCCCUGUAAACAUGGCGGGUUACCUGAAGGCUCUGACCACGGGGUCGAGAAGUGUAGCUGCUGUACUGUCACCGGCCGCCGGCUGCCAUCAUCACAGACUGCAACAGAGGAACUAUGCCACGAAGCGAAUCAAGGUGGCCCAGCCGGUGGUGGAGAUGGACGGAGAUGAGAUGACUCGCAUCAUAUGGGAGUUCAUCAAAGAGAAGCUCAUCCUUUCCAACGUGGAUGUUGAGCUGAAGUACUUUGACCUCGGUCUGCCGUACCGCGACCAGACGGAUGACCAGGUCACCAUUGACUCUGCACUUGCGACUCUGAAGUACAACGUGGCUGUCAAGUGUGCCACAAUCACCCCUGAUGAGGCCAGAGUUGAGGAGUUUAAGCUAAAGAAGAUGUGGAAGAGUCCAAAUGGAACCAUCAGGAACAUCUUGGGCGGCACAGUUUUCCGUGAGCCAAUCCUUUGUAAAAACAUUCCCCGUCUUGUUCCUGGUUGGACACAACCAAUAACAAUCGGCAGACAUGCUUUUGGCGAUCAGUACAGGGCCACAGACUUUGUUGUUGACCAGCCUGGCAAGUUCAAGAUUGUGUUUUCUCCAAACGAUGGAAGCAAGCAGAAGGAGUGGGAGGUGUUUGACUUUCCUGCUGGGGGCUGUGCGAUGGGAAUGUACAACACUGAUGAGUCCAUCAGUGGGUUUGCUCACAGCUGCUUCCAGUAUGCCAUUCAAAAGAGGUGGCCUCUAUACAUGAGCACUAAGAACACCAUCCUCAAGGCCUACGACGGGCGCUUCAAAGACAUCUUCCAGGAAAUCUUUGAGAAGACGUACAAACCAGAGUUUGACAAGCUGAAGAUCUGGUACGAGCACCGUCUCAUUGACGACAUGGUGGCCCAGGUCCUGAAGUCUUCAGGAGGAUUUGUUUGGGCCUGCAAGAAUUAUGAUGGAGAUGUGCAGUCAGACAUUCUGGCUCAAGGUUUUGGCUCUCUGGGUCUCAUGACAUCAGUACUGGUGUGUCCUGAUGGUAAGACUAUUGAGGCUGAGGCUGCCCAUGGCACCGUCACCAGGCACUACCGUGAACACCAGAGGGGAAGACCAACCAGUACAAACCCAAUUGCCAGCAUCUUUGCUUGGACCAGAGGACUGGAGCACAGAGGCACACUGGAUGGAAAUCCUGAUCUGAUGAAGUUCUCCCAGACAUUAGAAAAAGUCUGUGUGGAAACUGUGGAAAAUGGUGUGAUGACCAAAGACCUCGCAGGCUGCAUCCACGGUUUGGCCAACUGCAAGCUGAAUGAACAUUAUGUCAACACAUCAGACUUCCUAGAUGCCAUCAAGACCAACCUGGACAAAGCUCUGGGCAAAUGAAGAACGAUCAGAAGACACAUGUGCCAAUGUACAGACAAACCCUGUCUGUAGAUUUUUCACUCGUUUUUACCUGUUGUUUGUAUCAACCUUUGUAUCCAGUUUUGAAGGAAACAAGUUUACUAUUUAUGUGCCAUUUUCCUAUUUGUAUAGAUCACUUAUAGAGUAUCUUGUGUACAGUAGCUUGUGUUCCUCCACCUUUGCUUUUGCCAAUGGUCCUUUUUGAUAUUAAUAAAUUGAGUGAUUGUACUGUAUAAAUAACAGUAAUAUUAUUGCUAAUAGUAACUUAUAAUGGCCAUUUCAAGGAAGUUUCUAUUUUUGCAUUCAAUUAAAAGGUAUCUUCAGGAAUCUAUAUGUGCAAAAAAUGACAGUAAUGCCAUGUAUUGCUCUAUAAGCAUGAAUAUAAAAAAGCAAAAGCUAAUCACUUAAUGACAA
Thunnus maccoyii (southern bluefin tuna) is the source of this 2038-nucleotide messenger RNA. Its product is annotated as isocitrate dehydrogenase [NADP], mitochondrial. Gene Ontology annotation, biological process: isocitrate metabolic process. Gene Ontology annotation, cellular component: mitochondrion. Gene Ontology annotation, molecular function: magnesium ion binding; isocitrate dehydrogenase (NADP+) activity; NAD binding. The transcript is spliced from 11 exons. Bases 263 to 1606 code for a protein of 447 amino acids. Lineage: Eukaryota; Metazoa; Chordata; Actinopteri; Scombriformes; Scombridae. The record is from RefSeq and is a predicted model, not a curated record.